Molecule: messenger RNA, 16582 nt
Organism: Bactrocera neohumeralis
Lineage: Eukaryota; Metazoa; Arthropoda; Insecta; Diptera; Tephritidae
Gene: SLO2
Product: potassium channel subfamily T member 2
Exons: 29
Coding region: 219-5696 (1825 amino acids)
Biological process (GO): potassium ion transport
Cellular component (GO): membrane
Molecular function (GO): intracellular sodium-activated potassium channel activity
Source: RefSeq, a predicted model, not a curated record
AUUAAAAUAUUAAAAAAAAAAAUUAAUUCUAAAUUUUUACAUUUAUUGCAAAAAUCCAUAGAAAAUUAAUCAGCGUCUAGCGCUUAACAGCAAGUGAAUGCCACAAUUUCCUAGUCAACUGCAUUACCUCUGCAGCUAUCUACACAUAUCUCUUUGUCGCACUCAAACACACACACACACCGUUACAACCGCAUAAGUAUGCCGUUAUAUAUGUCUCGAUGUACAUAAUAGCCGUUUGCGUGUGCAUAUGUGUGUCCACUUUUAGCUGUGCAAUGCCGAUUAGCAUAUUUGGGAAGCGUCUAACUGCCGCCCAUCAGCGUGUGAAUGCAACGAAAAAGACAACAACAAAAGUAGCAGAGUGGUUUGUCGUUCGCGCCGAGGAGAGCAAACGCAAAAAGCGCGUCGAGCGUCAGCGCCAGCAGCAGCGUCAACGCCGCGGCGCCAAGGUGUUUCGCUGCGUCAGCGAUUCCACAGGCCAUCUCACGCUGGCGCCGUCACGCCUCUUCGAGAAGACACCGAUGAGCCCGUCCGACAGUCUCGAUGAAAUCGCACUGCAAAUACCCAGAGUCCGUGUGGAAUAUUACGUAAACGAAAACACAUUCAAAGAAAGACUGCAACUUUACUUCAUUAAGAAUCAGAGAUCAAGCCUACGAAUACGAAUUGCCGACUUGUUUUUUAAGUUACUAGCAUGUGUUCUGUACAUAUUACGUGUGAUAACGGAUACGAAUCCAACCUUUGCAACGUGUUAUGGCUGCUCAGUGAGCAAUAAAACAGAGUUCCUCGUUUCGGCACAACUAACGGAGGAGGAAUUCCAGGAGAAUCCCAUUAUAAAUUGGGAAGCUAUCUUAUGGGUGAAUCGGCCCACAAUAUUGUGGGCAGCGCAAUUAAUAUUAGCAUUAGUAUCUCUCACAGAGGCCGUACUACUAACAUAUCUAGGCUAUAAGGGUAAUAUCUGGCAACAGAUUCUUUCGUUUCAUUUCAUUCUAGAAUUAAUUACGACAAUACCAUUUGCAUUAACGAUACUAUGGUCGCCUUUAAGAAACUUAUUCAUACCCAUAUUCCUCAAUUGCUGGCUGGCGAAGCGAUCGUUGGAGAAUAUGUUCAACGAUCUGCAUCGCGCCAUGCAAAAGUCACAAUCCGCACUCUCGCAGCAACUCACUAUACUCUCUGCCACGCUGCUAUGUCUGGUGUUCACAAGCGUCUGUGGCAUACAGCAUUUUCAACGCGCCGGUCAUCGUCAUUUGAAUUUGUUCCAGAGCACGUAUUAUGUGGUUGUGACAUUCUCAACAGUCGGUUAUGGCGAUUUCGUGCCCGAUAUAUGGCCCUCACAGCUUUAUAUGGUGAUUAUGAUUUGCGUAGCACUUAUAGUGCUGCCGACGCAGUUCGAGCAAUUGGCCUUCACUUGGAUGGAGCGGCAGAAGUUGGGCGGCAGCUAUUCAUCGCAUCGCGCGCAAAGCGAAAAACACGUCGUCGUCUGCUCGACCACACUGCACGCGGACACAAUCAUGGACUUCCUCAACGAAUUUUAUGCACACCCACUGCUACAGGACUACUAUGUGGUGCUGCUCAGUCCCAUGGAGUUGGACACCACGAUGCGCAUGAUAUUGCAGGUGCCGAUUUGGGCGCAACGGGUCAUUUAUAUUCAGGGUUCCUGUUUAAAGGAUGGUGAUUUGGCACGUGCGCGCAUGAAUGAGGCCGAGGCAUGUUUCAUACUCGCCGCUCGUAAUUAUGCCGAUAAGACUGCAGCCGACGAGCACACGAUAUUGCGUUCGUGGGCGGUUAAGGAUUUUGCGCCGAGUGUGCCGCAAUAUGUGCAGAUAUUUCGCCCGGAGCACAAGCUUCAUGUGAAAUUUGCGGAGCACGUCGUCUGCGAGGACGAAUUCAAAUACGCGCUGUUAGCCAAUAACUGCACUUGCCCCGGCGCGAGUACGCUGGUCACAUUGCUGUUGCACACGUCACGAGGACAGGAAGGUCAACAGUCACCGGAGGAAUGGCAUCGCCUCUACGGCAAGUGUUCCGGCAAUGAGAUCUAUCACAUUGUGCUCGGCGACAGUCGCUUCUUCGGCGAGUACGAGGGCAAAAGCUUCACUUAUGCCAGCUUUCAUUCACAUCGAAAAUAUGGCGUUGCAUUGGUGGGUGUACGUCCAGCUGAGCUGCCGGAAUUCUACGAGGACACCAUACUGCUGAAUCCGGGGCCGCGGCACAUCAUGAAGAAGGACGACACAUGCUAUUAUAUGAGCAUAACAAAGGAGGAGAAUUCGGCCUUUGUUGUCAAUCAAAAUCAGAAUCAAAAUUUGGAUACGCAAGCGACGACAAAGGACGGUGUUAGCACAACAACAAUAAACAACAACAAUACUACCAUCACCACGAAUAGCAUCAAUGUGCAUAUGAAUGUAACAACAACAACAACAAGCACACCGGCAACCACCAUUAGUACAACAACAACAUCAACAUCAUUGAAUCGCACAGCACCGGUGCCAUCGGUUUGUGUACGCGUGCCGCACAGUCCCAGCCUGGACUCGGGACGCGGCGGCGUCUUUGGCGGCGGUACACCUACCAUGACCGAAAGAUAUCCGCCAACAUAUAGUGAUAGUGACUUAACGACACUAUUCGUGCCAACUGAUAAUCUAACGUCUGUGAUAAUCUCCGAUUCGAAGCAGAAUCUCAAGGAUACAACGGUGACAUCGAUGAAUGCAACGCAAACACCCUCGGCCACGACAACAACCACCGUCACCACAACGAUACCGCCUAUGUUGGGUGGCGGUGGCAGCGGCGGCAACGGCUUAGGCUACAGCGGUGGCAGCAGUAGUGGUGGUGGCGGUGGCGGUCUGAGUGUUGCAACCGCCACAUUAACGACCAGCAAUCACUUGGAUGUGCCGCAAGCGGGGAAUCCAAAUUUGCUCAGCCCCGAUGUGCUCAAUCAGCGUAGAGGCAGUCGUCGCCCAUCCAUACUACCCGUACCGGACAUGUUCACCUCAUCAUCGUUCAGCAUAUCAGGCAACGACGACGGCGAAGAGGGCGAUGAGAGCGAAGAUGAAAUUGACGAUGAUGUGCCGUGGCGAUCGCCGUCUGAGAAAAUCGCUGCGCUGAGCGGUCAUUUUCCGCAAUCGCGCACCUAUUCGCUGAUCAUGAGCUCGUCGGAGGAUUCGAAUAAUCAGUGUUGUUGCACGAGCCAGCCGCACUUGCAGAGCGAGUCGCGCUAUCGCAUGCUAGCGAAAAGUUUCAGCUGCGAUAGCGAUUGUCGGCGCGUGUUGCCCUGCAAUUUCGUGCGUCGCAAUCGUGCCCUCGCACAAGUCGUCGAUGCUGCCGCCGAUGCUGGCGACACAUAUUGUUCACUUUGCUCCACCAACACUUGGAUACCGGCCACGACGGCGACGACAACCACCUUCUCGACAACGGGCACUCAGCGCACUGCAGCCACCUCGAGCAGCUCGACUUCGGGUUGCUGUGGCGGUGGCAGUGGUGGCAAGGCGGCACGUCCCAUCUGGGCUAUGGAUUAUUUGCGCAUCGUCAAGGGUUUCCCGCCCGUCUCGCCGUUCAUCGGUGUUAGUCCGACGCUUUGUUACUUGCUCAAGGAGAAAAAACCAUUGUGCUGUCUGCAGCUGGCACAGGUGUGCGAGCACUGCAGCUAUCGCAAUGCCAAGGAGUAUCAAUGGCAAAACAAGACGAUUAUUCUGGCGGCGGAUUAUGCAUCGAAUGGCAUUUACAACUUUAUCAUACCGUUACGUGCGCACUUUCGUUCGAAAACGUCAUUAAAUCCGAUUAUAUUGUUGUUGGAGCGUCGACCGGAUGUGGCCUUUCUCGAUGCACUCUCCUACUUUCCGCUGGUAUAUUGGAUGCUCGGUUCCAUUGACUGCUUGGAUGAUCUGCUGCGCGCCGGCAUCACCUUAGCCGAGAGUGUGGUGGUGGUGAACAAGGAACUGUCCAACUCGGCGGAGGAGGACUCGCUGGCCGAUUGCAACACCAUCGUCGCCGUGCAGACAAUGUUCAAAUUCUUUCCGAGCAUCAAGAGCAUAACCGAACUGUCGCAGAGCUCCAACAUGCGUUUCAUGCAGUUUCGUGCGCACGACAAAUAUGCGCUGCACCUGAGUAAAAUGGAGAAGCGCGAAAAAGAGCGCGGAUCUCAUAUUUCCUACAUGUUUCGUCUGCCUUUCGCUGCCGGUGCCGUCUUCAGCGCCUCCAUGCUGGACACGCUGCUCUAUCAGGCGUUCGUCAAGGACUAUGUGAUCACAUUUGUGCGUCUGCUGUUGGGCAUCGAUCAGGCGCCGGGCAGUGGCUUUUUGACAUCGAUGCGCAUCACAAAAGACGACAUGUGGAUACGCACCUAUGGUCGUUUGUAUCAGAAACUCUGCUCGACGACUUGCGAAAUACCGAUCGGCAUUUAUCGUACUCAGGACACAUCGAAUACGGAAGCGUCACAUGUGAGUAAUUCACCUGUAGAGAAGUGGGGACCGUUUUCCGCUUUCGGAAAGCACUGUGUGCGCUUGCGACCAUCGUACGACGAAGAAGCGGGUACACCCGAUUCGACGAAGGACAGCAGCGAAGUCCUUCGUGGCGUUACCUACCGACCGCCAUCGGCCUCUGGUCAUCAUCAUCAAAGCCAUCCAUCACAACACAAGUCGACCACCUGUCUGGGUGGCUGUUCGGAACGGAAGGGUUCAUCAUCUUCUAUGUUUUUUCAGUACUCGAUAAAUUUGGCCGAUGAGGCGCGCAACAAUCAUGCGCAACAAAUCGAACGCGCCGAAAUCGCGAAUCUGGUGCGCAGUCGCAUGGAGUCGCUGAAUCUGCCAACAAUCGACUAUGACGACGUGAGCGAGAAGCGCAAUCAUCUAUCGUAUGUGAUAAUCAAUCCGAGCUGUGAUCUGAAGUUGGAGGAGGGCGAUGUCAUCUACUUGGUGCGUCCGUCGCCGUUUUCAGCGCAAAAGACCUUCGAACGUCACAAUUCACGCCGCAAAUCAAACAUAUCCUUCUGUUCGAACAUCAAUUUGGGUGCCGCAUGCGGUCCAACCGUUAGUGCCGCGGCCGGUGCGGGUUCGCGUCGUGGCUCCGGCAUAGCUGGAUUGAAUCCGAUGCAAAUGCAAAGCGUACAGACGUUGGCCGGGUAUGGUUCGCCACGCUGCUCGCCGCCCAUACAACAAAUUAAAUCCAAUUCUCUUUCUCUACCCGACAGUCCGACGGUUGUUGGCACACAGCGCGGCCGGAGCAAUUCAUUGCGGAUCGACAAUGAUAUUUUGCUACGGCGUUCCUCAUCAUUGCGGCAAGGCUUACCCAGUGUUGGUGUUAGUCAUGGCCGACGAAAAUCCUCGUUAGAGGAGAUCGGCAUUAGCCAUUUUACGACGCUAAUGCAAGCAACGAAUCACACGAAUCCCAUUAAAAUUGCACUCAACGGCAGUAUAGGACUGGAGUCCACACCUAACUCUUUGUACUUUCAAUAUCAGGUCACACCACCCGAAGAACCAACACCCAUACUAGGUGUACCCUGCAUAGUGGCCGGUGGUCCCGGCGGUGGUAUUAAUCCCUCGGCGUUAGGUGGUGCCACGCUUUGCGGCGGCUCAUCACUGGCCAUCAAUACUGCCGAUUUGGGCGCAUCACCCACAUCGAGUAACAACAAUUCACCGCUACAAGUGCCACAACAGGAUUCACAACAAUCCGGACCAAUGCAAUCACCGCAACAUUUACAAGGGACAAUUGUAUGAUACAACCUAAUGUGGGGUCGCAGACUCCGCUCGUCGAUAUCGAAGAAAAAUAAAUGGAUAUAAUAUAAGUAGAAAUCGGAGCGGUGCUAAGACGUCUAAACGUCCACACGACGUGACGAUCACGAUGACGUCACAAUGCCACGAGUGUCGGCUAUCGUUACUGCAGCGGAGUCCAAAGCAAAAGACGAGUAGUUAGGCGAACACAGCUUACACACCGAAGCACGUACGUAGUUAACUGCAGCAGAGAUAGCAACAAAGUAGUUUCGCACAUCAUGUACAUACAUAUGUAAAUAUUAUUAAUUGUAGCGUAAGUGGGAAAACGCUUAAUAUUGCCGAAUCGGACGUCAGGUGGUCGUAUGCAAAUGCGUUAAACGUGCAACGAUUUCAAAAUAUAUAGUAUAUGUAUGUAUAUCUAAUCACUUAGCUUAAGUUUCGUUUGUAGUGAUCAGCUGAUCAGCUGUAAAUAAUGUGACUCGUUCAAUUGUAGUACUAGGGUAAGCCUAAAGUUAUUUCAUUAUAAAUAUGUAUUACAUGCAUUGUGAAUGUACAAUAUUGAAUAUACAUAUAUUCUUGAGUUUGUAGAUAAUUUUUAAUUACCAAUAAUACCUAUUUAUGUAUUAGGUAAUAAAAUUAUAAUUCUUUAGAUAAUUUUCUCGAAAAUUUUGUUUAAAAAAUAUAUUUUGAUUUAUUUUGAAAAAUAUUUAUUUUUUUGCUUUGUAAGAUCUGUAGUUGAUUAUUUAUUUAUCUAUCUAAAUUUGGGGUGUCCUAACCAAAAGUCGGUACCCACUUACCUUCACCAGUAGCGGAUCCAAAAUUUUCUUCGCGCGGGGGUGCUAUAAAAGAAUAUUGCUCAUGGAGGUUAAGAUGUUAAAACAUCCGACUACAGGCAAGCAUUUCCUAUACGCUCUCUAAGGCUUAAACGUUGUAAAGAAAUUCAUAAUAACUUUUUGUCAGUCAUUUAUUAUUCCGAAUUAUCACACUCUGAUUUGUGGACCUGUUUGAUACCUAAAAACCUCGUGGAUCCACUGCUGGUACGCACCUAACCCUCACGAGCGUAGAGAAGAGUGGCUUAUGGUACCGUCCUGUUUGAACCACAUAUUGUCCAAGUCCAUAUCAUCCAAUUCGGGGAGCGUUAGUUAUUCCCAUUCACAGUAACGUGCCGGUCUUGAUCAGCAUGGAAGAAGUACGGCCCAAUGACGUCGUCAACCCAUAAACCGCACCAAACACUAAUUUUUUCGGUAUGCAAUGACGACUCAUGGAUUACGUGUGGGCUGCUGCCUGACCUAUAACGCAUAUUUUGCUUGUUGACGAAGGCAUUAAGCCAGAAUUGAGCCUUCUCGUUGAAGAUGAUUUUUCGAUGAAAAUGCGGAUCAUUUUCAGCUUGUUACUCAGCCCAAUUAACGAACAUACGACGAUUCCGAUGGUCAAAUGGCUUCAGUACUUGCAUCAAUUUAAUCUUGUAAAGAUGUAGGCUAAGAUCUGUUCGCAAAACUCACCACAACGACAUCACAGACGCUUGAGAACGACGUGUGAGAGACUGAUUUGGGUCUUCCUCAAUUGAAGCGCUAGCGGCAGCAAUAUUUUUGACACUACGCGCACUUCUUUGUCAUUGCGUCAGUCUCUUAUUAUUACCGAAUCCUCAUUCUUUGAUUUUGGAGCAUGUUUGACAGACAAACCCCCUAUGGAUCCGUCCCUGGUGUACACCUAAUCCUCACGGGCGUAGAGUAGACAUUAGUAAACUGAUAUUAGUUCUCAAAAAUUAACUUGUAAUACAACUUCCAUACAAAGGAACCACUUUUCAAGUCCACAACUUGCGCUUACUUCUUCAAACGGCCAGCUACUUAGAUAUAUAUUCUGGAACGGCAACAGUCUAUAUUUUAGUUAGCCCGCAACACAACAAGGCGAUAACUGGGUGCACACAUACGAAAAUUUAGUCUGAAUUCGCAUGGGCCCAAGGGCCCAAAAGGGCAAAAAAUUAUGUAAAGUGUGCUCCAGCACUAGGCAGAGAAUUUUAUUUUUAAUCACGUUUUUGGAACUAUAGUUGAAGUUGAUGUUUCUCACAAUAGUAACACCUCCAUGCAGUGGCGGAUCCACAAUGUUCUAGGUCUCAAAAACCACUCGUUUUAGUUGUCAGAACCCCACAAUUGGAGAAAUUUCAUUCCUAUACAGAGGAAUUUAUCAACUAACAUCAAAAUUAAAAAUAUUUUGGAAGGCAAAGUCCUCCAGCAAUAACUCAUAGAUCCGCUACUGCCUCCAUCCAUAUACAAGUAUAAGAGCUAUGAAGAAUAUCCUAUAUAUGUACCACUGGAAGAAGUUAACAACCACAACCGCUCUACACUCUUAUAGAAGAUGGCACCUUCUCUAUUUAGUUCUGCAACACGAAUUAUUUUCUCCAAGAGUAGAUUGAAGAAGUCGCACAAAAGGGAGUCGCCUUGUCUAAAACCUCGUUUGGUAUCGAACGGUUUGUAGAGGUCCUUCCCGAUCUUGACGGAGCUUUUGGUAUUGCUCAACAGUUAACAACCUUUAGUAGCACAUAAAUUCGAAUUCGCUUCUGAGACUGUAGUAGAAUCAUCUUAGCACAUUUUCCACUAGAAAACUACAUAAUUCUCCCAAAAACAUAAUUAAAAUCUCUAACAGAUACCAAAAGGAACCAAAAUACGUCACAUUAUUUUCACAACCGUUAGACUAUUUUCAUACAAACUUUAUUUAUAAUAAAAAAUAUGUGUUUAUUUUUGAAUGUUUAUUUAUUUAUAUAAAAAUUUAUAAAAAAAAAUUAUAGAAAAUCACAAGGUUCUUAAAAAAAAAAUAAAAAAUCAUUAUAAAAACCAUGUUAUCAAAUUGUACAAACAAAUGGUGAAAUAAUAAUAGCCAAAGCACAAAACAAACUAUAAUGUAAGUUACUAGAAUGUAAGUAGAAAACAUCCGAUAUAACUGUAUUUAUAAUAAUAUCGGUAGCAAUUAAGAUAUUUACUUUUCCGUUGCUUUAUUUCCUGACACCACAAAUUCGAAUUGAAUAUAACUUUUCUAUUAACGAAAUUACGGCGCUAAUAGACAUAAGCCUUUCGUCGAUUUCGGACCCUUUUGGGAUCAUGCUGUCUAAUCGCAAAUGUAAUGUGUUCUACUGACUUGUUAACAUGAAUCAUUGAGGUAGCGAUAGAAACCGUUAUUCUUUCUAUAGUAAUUAGCACAUGAUGGGCCAGUGCCCCAAUAUAGUAGCUGUAAGUCUGAUAUUGGUUCUAUUCCUGUCAUAUUUGUGCCAUUUCUGCUUUGCUGUCUUGCAGUUUGUUUAGGUUAUUUGUUCAAAAUGUAUAUAAAGUUCACUAUUGAUCUUUUCCAGCGAGCAUGGUAUUGACUCCGCCUGGAAUUCGUCCACAGUGGCUCCUAGCUGGGUCAACUCGUCUGCAGUUACGUUGCCGAAAAUGUCCCUGUGCCCUGGAACCCAAAAUAUGGACAAGUGGAGUGAACCUAAUAGUGAUAGUAGCCGUCUGGCAAUCCAUGAUUAAGGUUGCUUUGCGUAUUCUCCCGUAAUUAUUCAAUAGAACUCCUUAGGCUUUCUCUAUGUAUACCUAGUACUUCCGCUUGGAAGAUGCUACUUGUGCGGACAAAAAAAAAAGAGAUCAUUGAAGUAUACAAUCGCCCCUGCUCUGCUGUCCGUAGUGGACACACGGUUUAGAUAGAGGCAGUAUUCUCCGUCCCUACAAAACCACUUCUUCAUCCACGUCUAGAAGGUAUACUCACCAAAAGUGACUAUUUAAAUGUAACCUUUGGAGCUUAUAGUCUGGUUUAUUUACGUUUAGCUGGUUCAGUUUGGCGCCUUGGGCAAUAGUUUCACUGCGAAAGCACAAUAGUUUUUGUACCUCGCCAGUUCAGUAAGGAAAGCUCAGGAGUAAUGUUAAUCAAAGUAAUAUUAGUUUAGGUCAGGUGCGUUUUCUGAUUCAGGGUCGCAUUUGGACAGUCCUAUGUAGUCCUUUGUAAAUUCUUAAAUAUAAAACAACUAUAUCGGAAACGCAACUUAUAGCCAAAAUACAAAUUUGGUUAGGCAUUUAAUUUCUAUUCCCACCAGCUCGGUUUGAUAUCUAAAAGUAUGAGCUACCAAGUAUUUAAGCCUUGAUCUCACAAAUGAGGCACAAGUAACAAGGAAGUGUUGAACUCAUUCCAUUUCGUCUUUUUCCAUACAGCUUCUGCAACUGGCACAUAAUUGGGGUUUUGCAACGUAUGGUCUAUUGUGCCCUCUCCCAUAUCAUAUAUGAUCACAAAGGUCAGCCACUCUGAAUAAUUCCAGGAGUUUGCAGGGCUCGACCGAGGUGAUGUGAUCCCUGUUCACGUAGAAAGAUCCUAGGGAACGGAAUUUGUCUCGGUGGAGGUCGAUCAUAUCUCUAAACUUUACCAAGUUGUAACCUCCCAGUAAUAAUUUGGCGUGGCGCAUUCCUGUUGCCUGUACACUGACAGACACCAAAGACUUCUGUUUCAAACAUGAUCGGAAAACAUCCCAUUAGUUGGAUAGUUUGGUAUGCGGUCCCGCGAUGCUUGUUCCCAUGCCUUCUGAUAUUUUUUGGAGCCUUCAGUGUUCAACUGGAUAGUACUACCUCUCAGUCGUAGGUCGAGCAUGGAACUGCGUUGCCUUCGAUGCCCAAGCAACUGCUCCAUAAGUGACAAUAGGUCUUAUGAUCAUGGUAUACAGUGAUCUGAUGAUACCUGAAUUGCAGCCCCAGGAUCUACCGGCUAGGUAUCUGCAUAUCAUAAGGGCCGUAGUGGCUCUGGACAGUUUAAACCACUUUUUAAUUCCACGUGCAUAUUCCACCGUAAGAUUGAGUCUAAUAUGAGGCCUAGGACCUCUUCCCUCCUGCCACUCCCUGCCACCAAGCGUUAGCGACCUCAAGAACGGAAGAGAUCUUUACUUUGUAAAACGGACGACGGUAGUUUUUGACAUCCAGUAAGGUUCGCUCCCUUACAGUGUGUACACCGAUAGAGUUAUAGCUUUCUGAGGACAAACGGCUUACUGUAUCUCUUACGAUCAAAGGCCAGGCCAAAAAGAGCGCAAGCAUCGAUGGUAGUUUAGCGCUGCCAAGCUCCUUUGAAGCCCAACUAUCCAGUUAAUUGACAUUUUAAUUGUCCUAUCUGACUCUAUUACUUGUUCACGCAGCUAUCAAGUUAAUUGACAUCUUAAUGAUUCUAUCUAAUUGACUUCGGCAAGAUUCGCAACAUUACAGCAAGUACCCCGAUAGAAAUAUGGCUUCUAUCUUCGCAACUAAGGAGAGGCUAGCUUUACUGAAGGCUCACUGGAUCUCUUACGAUUUAUUUAGGGUCAAAAGGAGCACAAGAACCGCUAGCAGCCUAGCGCUGCCAAGCUCCCUCGAAGCCCAGCUAUCCAGUUAAUUGAGAUCUUAAUUGUUCCAUCUAAUUGACUCGUCUACUCAUUGUAUUCUGUUCGUUUUAACUCGUUAAACGACAUUAUUGUUUUCUUUCAACUAUCUAUGCAGAUUACAAAUCGCAUAUUAUAUAAUAACACUUUAUAAAAUUAAAUAAUGUCAAUUUUCAAUUUUAAUUGAGAUAAUUAAAAAAAAGAUAUUUCUUAGUAAAUUAUUUUAGACACUUCUAAGUACAUGGAAAUGUAUGUACAAGCACCAAUAGUAUAUAAUGUAGCAUAAUUGUAGCUAAAUACCAAAUAAUUGGCGUCAUGAAGAUAGUUUUAGACAACUUAAUAAAAAAAGUAGAUCUGUAAGACUGUACAUACAUACAAAUAUAGAUGAGUAUUGAAUGUGCAAGAAUUAGGUACGUCUGUAGGUUAUGCUAAGAGAGAAUUGAAACAUUUUAGUAAAACUGAUAAACGCUUUGGUAUACUAUUAAUGCUUUACAAGAAUUGAGAUUAGUGAAUUAGGGACGAUAUAAACGGAGAAUAAAUUUGUAAAAAGAAAACAAGCUGACACAAGGCGAAGAAGAGCUAUUUAUAAGUCUAGAUCCAAAACUAACAAAUUCUGAAUUGUGUAAAAUUUCAUUUAAAAAAAGAAACUAAAUCUAUUACAAAAACUGUAAGUAAACUGUUAGAAACGAAACUUUAGAAAAUGAAUUUUAUUAGGCAUAAGUGAGGGUCGCGAGCUAAAACUAUUGACUGCUGUGACAGUUCGAAGCAGAAGUUCGAAGCUGCAAAGUAUCGCGUAAUGAAGGUUAGGUAUAUGAGUACAUGUAUGUACAUAUGUAGUUGCUCCUAUAUUUAUUCAUAAGGCCUUACACGUUCUCAAACAAAUUUUAAGUAAAUUCACUAGACUUAAAUGCAUACGAGUAUAUUAGCCUUAGAUUAACUUUAAUAAAACAAAUUAAGUAUAUGAGCACCAGUAAAUAAAUUAGCUAUUAAGUUAAGACGUAUUAUAUAUUGUAUAUAAUAUUGUAUUAGAAUAUUUAGCACUGUUGCAUAUGUAUAUAUAUAGUAUAAAGUUGAUAAGCGCAAUUAGAAUACGUGUUGGAGAAAAACUGUUGUUUUCAAUAAGCAAAAAAUUGUUAAUUUGAUCACUGACAAAGUCGAAAUAUAGCACUAUGCAGGGAGAAAUUUUCUGUUUGACUAUAUGAAGUGUUUUGCAUAAAUUUGCCAAUUCUCCUUUUAACUGCGAAAACAAUUUAUAAUUUUUCCCAAAAUUUAAGAUAACACAGUUGAAAUAUUUUCAGCAAAAUUCAAUUCAAAUAAAUAUUUAAAUUAAUUAGAAGACACAAAAUCAUACACAAUCCCAAUUAAAAGAUGAUACAUUUCGAGUUCCCUACUUUCUUAAAAAAAACACAGAAACUUAAAAUUUAAUUGGGAAUGUUUAUUAUCAUUCGAAACAAGAUUCUUUAGCAUUCAUUUUUUGAAGAUUAUCUCUUUUAAAUGUUGGCCGCACUUACGUCUCAGAUGGUUCAUCCUUUAACAGUUACGUUCUGACCGGCAUAAUUUUUGAUUAAAUAUGGACCGAUGAUUCCACCAACCCACAAACCACACCAAACCGCUGUUUUAAAUAAGCAUUGAGCCAGGAAUGGGCCUCAUCGCUAAAUAAAAUUUGGCUCGAAAACGUCGGAUCGUUUUGGAACUUUUCAAGAGUCCAUAGAGCGAAGCGAUGCUUCUGGGAAGGUCUAACGUAUUUAGUUCUUGGACAAGCUAUAUUUUAUACGCUUUCAAUUUAACAUCUCGACGUAAAAUAUGUGUGUAAAGUCGUUCCAUACAUCAGUCCGAGUUGCUAUGAAUUGCAUCGAAUCGACUCACCACGGUUUUCGUGUAUGCUGGACGUGGUCUAUUCGGUCGAAUAUUAACCAAUAAAGAAUGCUUGGUCUCUAGAGGGGUGAUGGUGUAGCGAAUAGUAUGCUCAGUAGGCCGAUUAUGUUGACCAUAAAUUGAGCGAAGCGCAUUCUUUACAGAAUAUGGAUUUUCAUAAUAAAGUUGAACGAUUUGUAAACGCUGUUCAGGCGCAAGUCUUUCCAUAAUGAAAUGUCAAGUAAUACUGAAAAAAGAAAACAUGACAGUUUUUCACGACUCACGCGUGUUCUGUAAAAAAGAGGCUAUUGAAAAAAGUACCUCUACUUGGAUCAGCCGUUAUAAAAAGAAAUUUUAUCAAUCGAAAGUCGCUUUAUUGUCUUUCAAAAUAUUUUCUAUAAAGGCAUUUUUGCAUUCGUUUUAACCAAUUGUCGAAGUACUUUUGACACUCUGAUUGAGGUAUCUCCAAAACAAGGAUUUUGAACGUAUCAGCCGCCUCUUCAGUUGUCGCAAAACGUUGAACCGUUAAACUAUUUUGUACGUACAUCAAUUGCUUCUGCAACAACUGAUUUAGGACGACCUUCACGAAAUCCCUCCUAGAGUGAUCUACGACUACUAUUGAAUUCACCAUACCAACGAUGAACACUGGUCCUUCAAGGAGCUUCAUUGUCAAAACUUGAUUUAAGUUCAUCUGUGCACAAUUGAAGAGUUAUUGUACGUCGAAAGUUGUAGAAAAUAGUCGCUCGGAAAUGUUCUCGUUUUAAUUCGAUAUUUUGGUAGGCAAGAAUAUUUUAGGUUACUGUAAUCAACACAAAUAGCUCUCCUAAGCACUUGUAUUUUAGUCUGUAGUACACAUUGAAAUGAAUGAUGAAAUUUGCUGCCUGUCAUCACUUUGUCCUCUAAACUUUUCGUCUUUAUUUGCCGUGGCAUGUUUUCUAAAGUUAUUCGUGCUUCUUUGCAUCGACGACGCUCAAAGAAUGUUUGAUUUUCUUCGUCUCGUCAUGGUUCGUCGCCAUAAAUACACGUUGGACUUUCUGUUUAUCCCAUGUUGUAAAGUAUUCUCGAAAAUACUAGUAAUCAGGAAGGAAGUGUGUUAUGUAUUAGUUUCACCUCCCACUGUACCACAUCUCUGCAUCCUUCAUAAUUUUAGCAGUCUAUCUGCCUUUGUACUGUCUUAUCCACCGAUCUUACCAGAGUUCAAACGCUUGUUCCCUCGCCUGUUGUUUUGCGAACAUGUAUAUAUCCACUCCGUCCUGCUUCUAUUUAUAACCGUCGUCUUCUCUCCUUUCAGAGUUAAUCUAUUGUAAAAACGCUGUUUGUCACAAGUUUUGAUACAGUGCGGUACAACGAGUUUUUUUUAUUAAUAUGACAAAAGUUUUUUAAUAUACAAAGUAUCGAAUUGGGCUCUAUUUUUCGACAGUUUUUCGUAGAAAAAAUUAGGAAGAUUUAAAAAAAAGAGCCUUCAUAGCGCGAUAGAGAAUGAUUAAAAGUAUUCUCUCCACAUUGGACCUAGAUAUCUUCAAAACUCUUCCUUUGAGGGUGAAAACCAUUUUGAAAAACACCAUUCUGGGAAAAACGCGUUUAAAGAUUGGAGUUGUAGCGUUCCCCACUCUGUUGCCUUUCUACAAGAAACGCGGUAGCGACCAUAAUACUUAGAAUUUUGAUUUCAAAAUUUGAGAGAAUGUUUAUUAUAGUAUAUUCUAUCAACAAAAAGAAAUCGAUUUUUCGAAAACUUCACACUGAGACGAUCCCUUAAAGUUUGGUCGUCGACAAUAAAACGACUUUAACUUAGGAAAUAAUUUGAAUUUUUAAAAAUUAUUUUUGAAAGAUAUUUUGAAUACGCAAACUAAUAAAAUAUAGAAAAGAAUUUCCAUUUUUUCAAAACUAUGCUAGUAUACUCCUUUAGUCUGAUAGCAAUGGGACUAUAAUUAAAUUAUAGUAUUAAAAAAUACGUUUAAUUAAAAGGUCCUCGACCUACUAUACUAAAACAUAUUUUUUUGGCACUGAUAAUAGAGACCAUCCAACUUUUCGAUACCAUUUUGGUACUACGAGUUGUCCUUUGCUGGAAAAUAGACUUCACCUCUUCAUUCGACGAAAAUUUUUCCCCAUAUCUGAGCAUUCUUUUGAGAUCUGAGAACUGGAAAUAGUCGCUGAGGAGCAGAUCUGGAGAAUACGGUGGAUGUGGAAGAAAUUCGAAGCCCGAUUCAAGGAUUUUUGCCAUCGUUUCCACUGACUUGAGACACGGAGCUUUGUCUUGAUAUGAAAUAGCAUUUCUGUUUUCAUCAAAAGCAGCCGUUUUUCGGCGAUUUCGUCCUUCAAACGCUGCGAUAAUGCUUUGUAAUAGUCGCUGUUGAUGGUCCUUCCUUUUUCAAGGUAGUCUAUAAAAAUUAUUCAUUGCGCAUCCCAAAAUACAGAAAGUGUUCCCUUUUUCCACACUUUGGAGCGAGCUCAACGUGUACAGUCCACUCGGAUGACUGUCGAUUGGACUUCGGAGCGAAAUGGUGCAGUCAUGAUUCAUCCAUUUUCAAACUAGGGUUUAUUACGCUUAGACAUCUCCAAAGACUGCUCCGAAUCAUCAACUCGUCGUUGUUUUUGGGCAAGAGUGAGCUCCAGCGGCACCCCCUUUCCAAAGAGUUUUCUUUACCCUAAUAUUCGUGAAUGAUGUGCACAUUCAGUUGAUAUCUUUAGAGUGAUUGCUAUCUCAAACAACUUUCAUUUAUGGUCAUCCAAAACUUGUGAUGAUGUUGAUGCUUUCGUUUCUAGUAACCGCUUUUGGGCGUCCUUUGCGUUCACCGUCUUCGGUGCUCAUUCAACAACGUCUUAAUUUAGAAUAACAAUCCUUGAUGGUUGAUUUUUAUGGGGUAGUGUCCGGAAACUCAUAAUCAGGUCAAGUUUUAGCUUCAACUGCAUUUUUUCUCUUCAAAAAGUAAUAUUUUUUCAACACGCGAAGUUUCUUUUUUUCCAUUUUUAAAAUUCAAAAAGCGCUAAAAUGAUAUAAAAGUAGAAAAUAACAGAUCAAAACCAAAAAUAUAUUUCUUAGUUUAAUUUUAGGAUUUAAAGAAACUCAUUUAAGUACCUUAGCACCAAUUGGCGCUUUGGACGCCAUUCGUUGUAUGAACACGCCCAUAUUUUCCGCCAUUUUUACUUUGCAUUUUCAUACAGCACAUUAGGCCCUUACGCUUAACAAAUUGUAUAAUGUAAAAAUUAGCUGUUAAAUAAUGAAUAUAACAUAAAUUCAUAAGCAUAUGAAUAAACUAGUUAAUUAUAUUUACUGUUAUAUUUAAAUGAAACUAGAAUAUACUAUAUAUCAUAAAGCAUCAAGAAGCAGGAUGUAAGAAAACAAAAUGAAAAAGUGCAAUAAGAUGUUGAAGUCAUAAGUAACUGUAAUUGUUGCCGCUGUAACUGUAACAUUCUACAUAGUUCAUCUCGAGAAAAGCAAAACCAAAAAAAAAAAAAACAAAAAGCAAAAACACAAACAAAAAUACAAAUACAAAUACAAAUAAGCAGUAACAACACGUUAAAGUUGUAAAUCUACAAAAUGCAAUUGAAAACCAAAUUUGAGAAAACUAAAUUUUAAUUGAUAGCGAUUAAAAUGUAAUUUGAAGUAUACAUACAUGCAUAUAUGAAAAAAAGAAUUAAAUUAAAUAAAAAUAUUCAUUGAAGUUUCCUA